This is a messenger RNA of Peromyscus leucopus (white-footed mouse), 2262 nucleotides long. Its product is annotated as CMRF35-like molecule 7. Lineage: Eukaryota; Metazoa; Chordata; Mammalia; Rodentia; Cricetidae. Gene Ontology annotation, cellular component: plasma membrane. Gene Ontology annotation, molecular function: transmembrane signaling receptor activity. Bases 130 to 762 code for a protein of 210 amino acids. The record is from RefSeq and is a predicted model, not a curated record. The transcript is spliced from 4 exons.
GUAAGACACUCACAGGCAACCUGGACAAGCAGAAGAGGUCAGCUGGACUCUCCAGUGCUUUGGUAUCCAGCUAGGAUUUGGAUUUGCUGCUGGCUGUGGGUCAAGGGUGUGGAGUGAGGAGGCAGGACCAUGUGGCUGUCCUCAGCUCUGCUGCUUCUCAGUUUCCCAGGCUGUCUCUCUAUCCAAGGCCCAGCGUUGGUGAGAGGCCCAGAGAAGGGGUCGGUGACUGUGCUGUGUCGCUAUAGCUCGAGAUGGCAGGGGAACAACAAGUGGUGGUGUCGCGGAGCAAACUGGAGCACUUGCAGGGUCCUCAUUCGAACCAAUGGGUCGGAGAAAGAAAGGAGGAGCGGCCGCUUGUCCAUCAGGGACAACUGGAGGGACAACUCGCUCCUGGUUACCAUGGAGAUGCUCAAGCAAAACGACACCGACACUUACUGGUGUGGUAUUGAACGAUUUGGAACCGACCGCGGGACCAGAGUUAAAGUGACCGUUUACUCAGUGGGAAAAGAUACCACGUCUUCUUCUAAGCUACCUUCCGCUCUGCCCACUGUGGACAGCAGUGCAUACAUGAUGUCUUCUGACUUGCACAAGAGGACCCACUACAUACUCCUGGUGUUUGUGAAGGUGCCUGUCUUGCUCAUCUUGGCUGGUGUUGUCCUCUGGCUGAAGGGGUCAACUCAGAAGGUCCCCGAGGAACACUGGAGAGAUACCCUCUGUAGCAGUUUGGACUCUGAACCUCUGGCCAAAGACAGUGAUCCUUAGACUGAUGUUUAAGCAGGACCUUCCCAUUCUGGACUCUCGUUCCAGAGACCACGGCCAUGGAAGAAAUGUCUUUAAGUCCUCAGUGGGUAGUGACUGAGGCUGGUGCCCGGAGGGCUCGGCCAGGCAUGAUUUCCACUCUGCACACCAUGGGGCCACCGCUCAGACGCCACCUCCCCCUGAGGUAUCAUCACACCUGCAGUACCAGUCUCUCCCUCCUCCUUUACAUUUUCAUCUGCCCUAUUCCAUCUACCCACCACGGUCAGCCUGGGGUAAGAACUGCUGGAAUGGAGCCCAAGCUGCAGAAAGACAGCUGUGUGUCCCCUGCUGUACAGAGCCUGAGACGAAAGCACAGAGAAGCAAAAGGGACCCAGUGGUGUGGCUAGAUCGUCUGUGCUCUGACUCUGUCAUAGAAAGGUCAGUGAGAGUGCAGCAGGCGCCCAUCCUCUGUCCUGCACACUGAGCCCACCUCGAGCAUGCACUUCUGAGGAAAAGUGAGGCGUGCAGCCUGCCUGGCAGGCCCAGAGUCUGGAGUGUGGAGAACUCAGAUAUCCAUGACUUAGCCACAGGAGCUGGGCUUGCAUUUCCCAGCAGGUGCGUUUUGCUCCAGGGCCAGGAGCAGAAGGCCGCACACUCUUGAAUAGAGCUUCCGACUCCACAGACUCAUGACAUGCUGGUUUUAACCAAAGGUUAGCCAGGGGAGAGCAGCAGAGAGCACGGCAGGCAGAGAGAGCCAUGUGUCUCCCGCCCGCCCUGGGUCCUCCCCACGGCCCGCACUGCAGCAUCUGCACCCCAGAGGAAGUCCGGGCUAGGGUGACUCGUCAGAGCAACUGCCAACAGCACCAGCCAGGAAGGUGGUGAGAAUGGUCCCUUAUCAGAGAGUUCUUCUGCUUUUAACUGUGGUUGGGGGUGGGGGGAGCCUAACAUGUCUUUUUCAAGAGUUUCUAGUGCACAGCACAGAGCUAAUAUGCACACUGCAAAGGCAGCAAAUCUCUGGAACAUUCUCAACUUGCAAGACUCAGCCUCUAAGCCCACUGGGCAAAACCCACACCCCACCAGGCCCUGACUACCACCAUUUCACUCCCCACUCCUCCUUCCCCCUCCUGCCUCAAUAAGUUUUGCUAAUGCACCUGAGUGGAAUCAUGAGGCAUUUGUUAUUCUGGGAUUGCUUUAUUUUAGUUAGCAUCAUGUCCUAAAGGAUCAUCCAUCUUCUAGCCGAUGACAGAAUUCCUUUAGGUUAAAUGCUGGAUAAUAUUCCACUGUGUGGAUGUAACACCCAUUUACUAAUAGGCCUUUUGGCUGUUUCUAUGUUUGUGGACAAUGAGCAUUGGUGUGUUGGUAUCACGUUGAGAUGCUGUCUUCAGUUCUCUUGGAUAUGGUCAUUAUGGUUAAUCCUGAUUGCCAAUUUGGCUGGGUUUAGAAUCACCUUCGAGCCGGGCGGUGGUGGUGCACGCCUUUAAUCCCAGCACUCGGGAGGCAGAGCCAGGCGGAUCUCUGUGAGUU